AUGGUACACGAAGAGUUGAGCGCUCGUCUGAACGAUGGCGGGUAUAAGAACUGCCUCAAAGCGGGGUACUGCCUCAAACUGCGGGACGGGUUGCACUCUUUGACCGAUACUGAGAUGAGAUCAUUCCAUGGUAAUCUAGUCACAAGGAACACGGGUCUGCGGCGGCGGUGUCAGAGUGGGUGCAGGUGCAGAGUGGGAGCAGGGUGCAAUGAUAUGUAUAAACCCUGGAUGACUGACAGGGGUCGCUGUAUUGAAGCCUCCGCGCAGCCGGUAAUCCUCAAUCAUAAAAAAUAUUUUGGAAGCUAUAGAAAUGCAUUUAUUAAUGGCUACAUUCGUUUUUGACAACUUUAUUCUAUUACAGACACUUUAAUGCAUACUUUAAAAUUAUAUUAUGUGAGCUAAACAUAAAAAUGUAAAAUUAAGAAAAUAUAUAAAGACAUUUUCCUUAAAGUAUUUGUUUAGAGAGUACUAAUAUUACUGUCCCCACUACAAAGGAGGAGGAGCAUUUCUGUCUUUAAUAAAGCCCUUUUGUGGGGAAAAACUCAUUCUGAUUGGCACCCAUGCGCAGGCAUGUGAAAUCCAUAUAUUAACAUUUACAUUUACAUUUACGUCAUUUAGCAGACGCUCUUAUCCAGAGCGACUUACAAAUUGGUGCAUUCACCUUAUAGGCCUGAUGAAUGUAAUUGUAACUCAGUAAAGUCUUUGAAAUUGUUGCAUGUUGCGUUUAUAUUUUUGUUCAGUAUAUAUUGACGGAGUGCCUUUGAUUUGACAUCCUGCAAUUGCGCAGUUCAGCGCAAGAUGACAGUUAGACCCGAUGACAUAUUUCUGCACAUGAGCUUAGCUAGCCAACGUCGCCAUGACAUUACCUACAAGUGUUAUCGGGGAUUUCAAGUUGGAAAAGCAGUUUUUGCCUAUCUUCAUACUGUACUGUCUUUGGUGUAAUCAAUGGGCAAGUUCGCUUUGCAUUACCUGGUGCUCUGGGAGGGUGGAGAUUCCAUUUAUUCCAUUCCAGCCUAUACAAUGAGCCCGUCCUCCUAUAGCUCCUCCCACCAGCCACCUCUGCAGCCUCCUCCUCUGAGGGGUGGCAGGUAGCCUAGCGGUUAAGAGCGUUGGGCCAGUAACCAAAAGGUUGAUGGUUUGAAUGCCCAAGCCGGCAAAUUGGUAAAAUCGUAUUUUCUGCCCUUGAGCAAGGCAGUUAACCCCCAACAACAACUGUUCCCUGGGCACUGAUGACCUGGAUGUCGAUUAAGGCAGCCCCCCGCACCUCUCUGAUUCAGAGGGGUUGGGUUAAAUGUGGAAGACACAUUUCGGUUGAAAGCAUUCAGUUGUGCAACUGACUAGGUAUCCCCCUUUCCCUUCCCUUCCCAAUGGAAUGGUCUAAAAUGAGCAAACUCCGCCCAGCCUGGGCACUGGGCGAUGCAAAACAUACUCGCCCAUUAGUCCAAACAGUUGCAUCGAAAACAAGAGUUUCUAUUGGACAAAUUCAGAUAGGUCACAUUAUGUUUUCUCUUGUGUUCCACAGCUGUACUCUAGGUUGUUGGGUGUGUGCAGUGUGGAGGACAGAGAUCCUGAGGCACCAAACACACCCCAGUGGGACAGUGAACUGGGGGAACUGCAGACCCCCACUCUGGAACCAGGACCACUGGGAACUGGCCAAGGUAGUGUGCGUGUUAUUAUUUGUUCUAAAACAUUACUGAUUUAUUGGGUUUGUUAUAAAAAUUGUACACACACCUUACUUUCAUCUGUCAUAUAAGAUCAUUGACUACUUCUCUCCCCCUCUCCUUCUUUCUUCCUGUGUCUCCCUUUCUCCCUCAGGCCUACAUGCCGCGG
This is a messenger RNA of Coregonus sp. 'balchen', 1830 nucleotides long. Lineage: Eukaryota; Metazoa; Chordata; Actinopteri; Salmoniformes; Salmonidae. The record is from the annotation of a GenBank genome assembly.